AGACAGUCCAAGCGUUGAUUUAAUUUUACAGUAUAGUUACUGCUCAGACGCUUCAGCGAAAGAGAGGAUAAAACGGAAUGGCCUUUCCUGACAUCAUGGAGGAUGACCUAAAUGAAUUGAUGUGUGAGGAGGCAGAGGAUGUCUUUGAUGAUGACGGAGUGUCCUCCCGCUUCCCAGACAUCAUGGCUGCUGGCACUCACUCUCCUGGAGGGCCCAAUGGCAUCAUCAGGAGCCAGUCGUUCGCCGGCUUCAGCACCCUGCAGGAGAGACGCUCACGGUGUAACUCCUUCAUGGGGAACUCAGCAGUGCAGAAGAAGCCCAUCUCAAAGCCCAGGAAGCCCCAUCUGUCCGGGCACAAGUCCAGCAGCAGCAGCAGCUCACGAGAGCCGCAGCCCAAAAGAGUGGAAGAAGUUUACGGAGCCCUCAAACAAGGCCUGGAUGAAUAUCUAGAGGUGCACCAAACAGAGCUGGAUAAACUCACAUCCCUCAUGAAAGACAUGAAGAGGAACUCCAGACUGGGUGUGCUGUAUGAUCUGGACAAGCAAAUCAAGACCAUAGAGCGAUACAUGCGAAGACUGGAGUUCCACAUCAGCAAGGUCGACGAGCUGUACGAGGGCUUUUGUAUUCAGAGAAGGUUGCGUGAUGGCGCCAGUAAGAUGAAACAGGCCUUCACUGCUUCACCCUCCACUAAAGGCACACGUGAGAGCCUGGCGGAGGUCAACCGCAGAUACAAAGAGUAUACAGAGAACAUGAGCACUUUUGAGGCCGAGCUGGAGAACCUGUUGGGGGAGUUUCAUAUCAAAAUGAAAGGAUUGGCUGGUUUUGCCAGGCUUUGUCCCGGCGAUCAGUAUGAGAUUUUCAUGCGAUACGGCCGACAGCGGUGGAAACUGAAGGGGAAGAUCGAAACGAACUCCAAGCAGAGUUGGGAUGGAGAAGAGAUGAUCUUCAUGCCCCUCAUUACAGACCUCAUCAACAUCAAGGUGACAGAGUUAAAGGGGUUGGCCACUCACAUCUUGGUGGGUAGUGUGAUCUGUGAAACCAAGGACUUGUUCACCGCUAUGCCUCAGGUGGUAGCAGUAGAUGUCAACGACCUGGGAACCAUUAAACUUAACCUGGAGGUUGCCUGGUUUCCAUUUGAUGUAGAGGAUCUGACACUGUCCUCAGGAAACGUGAGUAAAGCCACCGCCCUUCAGAGACGAGUUUCAGUGUACAGCCAAGGCACACCCGAGACGCCCACUUUCCAGGACACGUCUUUCUUUAAGUGGCAUCCUCGGAGGUGGGAGGGUCAGCGUCUCUCAUUCUUGCACACGCUCCGAGAGACGCUCUUAGAGAAACUCAGACGCAGUCGCUCUUUUGGCGAUCUGGCUGCGCUGAGACCUCGCUCAAGGUCCAGUCUGGAGGUCUACUCCAUUUUACCAGAUGAUGUCUUUGAGAACGGAGGCUGCGGUGUGGCCGAAUGCAAGCGCCUGUCCUUCACCUUCUCUGACACGCCCACCUCAAGCCGCGCCCCCAUCCAGUCAAACCCUGAGAUCACCGUCACGCCCCCUGAGACAAACCCUCCCUCUGAGCCGGCUCCAGCCUCUGAGGACCAGCCGGUUGAGGAGGAGUGUGUGGAGGAAGACUGCGGCAGUGUCAGCGAUCCAGACCUGGAGUGGGACCAGGCUGAGGCCCAGGGGCAUGGCACAGGCUCAGCGGCCCACUCGCUGUGCUACGAGAGUCAGCUGUCUGCGGUGGGACCCGAGGAUGUGGUGUUCUUGGAGCCCAACAUGCCUGAUGAAGCCCUGGAGCUGAAGCCGGUGGAGCUGGAUGGGGAGGAAGGCAGUCUGACCAGGCAGCUGGUGAGAAGGCUCACCUCCUCUGACAUGCUGCCCGAGGCCAGCACUGUGAGCUGGUCUGGAGAGAGCAGCAGGACCUUCCAGGAGAGCAGCCUGGAGGAGGCCAUUCAGUCCCUGCUCCUGCGGCUGGAGAGCUUUGGCCAGCGCUGUGGGGAGCUGCAGGACUUGGAGCAGGAGGUCAUGAGACUCGAAGACAUGCUUAAGUGUCGGGUACCUGCUCAUAGGAGCCGUUCAUCCAGCCUCAGUUUGACAGUGGAGAGCGCUCUGGAAAGUUUCGACUUCCUCAACACCUCUGACUUUGAUGACGAUGACACAGGAGAUGAUGCUGCCACCCUCUCACGCACUGUCUUCUUUGACAUGGAGUCAGAGAGAAUUGGGUCAGGCCAACAUCCAGAAGCAAGAGGCCACCUGAGUGAAGCCCUCACAGAGGACACUGGUAUGGGGAACAGUGUGGCCGGCAGCCCGUUGCCUCUCACCACAGGAAACGAGAACCUAGAUGUGGCCAUUGUUGUUCAUCUACAAUACUGCAGUCAUCUCAUUCAGUUGUUGACCUCAGGAGGAAGCCACUCGCAGCACAAGACAUACCUGCACAAACUAACAACUCAAACUCUUCUGUUGGAGGAUCUCAGUGAGAAAAUCUUUGACAGACCGGGCAGCUGUAUUUUAGUGUCUGAUGAAUCUGGUCUGUUUGUUUGUCUUCAACAGGCUGUUGAUUGUUACACACAAGCCUUAUCAGAAGUAGACAGAUCAAGAGAUGCAUGUGCCGCUCUGAGCUGCCUGCAGGCUGUGGAGAGCAUUGAUGCUGUGGUGUUACUGUGUGAGUCAGCAGAUGAAGAUCUCUGCCAGAUUGCCAUAGAAACCCUCCUCACUUUCGGUGAAGACGGGCGGCUGGCAUACGAGCAGUUGGACACAGUGCCGAGGGAAAUGGUGCGGCUGGGGACUCGCCGCGGUAACGCUGUUACCACUUCAUUUUAGAAAAACGACUCGUUAUCCCUCCUGUGACCCUGCACACUUCAGACGUGAAAUACACACCACCUGCUAACAAGGGGAAAGUGAAGCUUGGUCUUCGAUUUAGGCCCAUAUCUUGAGACCUUCAUCACAGACUCUCCUUUUCUGCAGGAUGUUUGCUUCUCGUGUCACAGUGUUGCUGAUUGAACAAUAAGAGUGUUAUUAUUGGAAGUUAGUUAUUUGCAGAUUGCAGUUGCACUGUUGGAGGCGUGUAAAUAGAAAGCAAAUCCUAUUUUAAUGUUGUCCUGGGAUUUUUUGUUUUCCUCUGUACGUGCCGUUCUGUUUCAGGGAUUAUAAGGGACUGUUUUAAUGCUCCCUGCUUGAGUUUUUUUGAUCUGGACAGACUGGGAAAGGAAAGAUUUUGUGCGCUGUUUGGACCCAGCCGGUUGUAUGGACUACUGAAAAAACCGGUGUGGAUGGUGCACUGCUGAUUUACUGCGCUUGCUUGCCUUCACUGGUCAGAAGAAAAUAUUUCUAUGGACGAAGCCUGUAGUGAACACUUGCAUUAACUUGGUAUAAUGCCUGAGCGCAUGGGAUCUUACAACAAGCGCUGUUUGGAGCCCGUCAGAGUAUCUGAAAAAGCACUUUUACACUAUAUUCAGUCAGAGAAGCGUCAUGUAUUACUGUGAGUUUUUGGUUUGUACGUAAAUGAAGACUGAAAGUAUAUUUUGCUCUGUGAUCCAAACUCGCUUCUGUGCCUAUUGUUACUGUACUACUGUGUCAUGUGACUGUAAUAUCAUUUGUUUUAUUUAUUUUUUAACAGAUUGUUUUAACGAUGUACUAAACAUCAGUUCACAAUAUGAUUAGGUACAGUCAGGAUUUGGUAUUAUUGAGGGGCUAUUCACUAUGACUUUUGUUUUAAUAUAUACAGUAUAUAUAGUUGGCAUUUUACAUAUAGAAAGAUGUUUUAUUGAUCAGUAUCAUCUUUUAACAGUGUAUUCAUGGAGUUAUACAGUAUUUGUGCUCAAGGGAACCUUUCCUAAAUGUCUUUUCGGUAUGCUAAUACACCCGACCUGAGAAAACGCUCUUUGGUAACCGAACGCUUGCCUCACUUUGACACGUUUACACACCCUGUGUCGAUCUUUAAAGCUCUCAAAUGUGAAUUUACGCUUAUGGCGGCAAUUAAAACGCAGUUUUGUAGAUCACCCGACCUAUUUUUGCAAUAUUUUCUAUGACAUUGAGAAUUGUACGGAAGCAGGGGCUUAAAUCUAUCAAAGGAGCACAUUUCGAGGAAUGUACCGAGUACAGAAAGGUUACUGAAGUAUAUGCC
Sinocyclocheilus grahami is the source of this 4113-nucleotide messenger RNA. RefSeq names its product RHO family interacting cell polarization regulator 2 (gene ripor2). Bases 78 to 2810 code for a protein of 910 amino acids. Lineage: Eukaryota; Metazoa; Chordata; Actinopteri; Cypriniformes; Cyprinidae. The record is from RefSeq and is a predicted model, not a curated record. The transcript has 20 exons.